CAUCUCCUCUUUGUUUUUUAGCAGCUGUGGCCUGUGGAUAAACCUAGAACCCCAAUCCAUUCUCCAUCACCUCGACCUUGCUGGUUUCUUGCUCUCAUCUCUCAUCAAUGGCUUCCACAUUCGUCACCCUACCAACUCCCUUCCUUCACAAAACCAGUACCAGUGUCCCCUCAACCUCUUUCUCCAACAAGAGACUCCCAUUUUUGAAGAGGAACUCUUUGAAGGUUAAUGCAGUUGCCACGAAAUGGGAACCCGCUAAGGUUGUGCCCCAGGCUGAUAGAGUUCUUAUUCGUUUGGAGGAGCUAGCACAAAAAACAACUGGUGGAAUUUUGUUGCCCAAGUCAGCUGUUAAAUUUGAGCGAUAUCUUGUGGGGGAAGUCCUAACUGUUGGUGCUGAGGCUGGAGAAGUAAAGGCUGGGGCAAAGGUACUAUUCACCGACGUGAAUGCUUAUGAGGUGGAUUUGGGGACUGAUGCAAAGCACUGCUUCUGUAAAGCAAGUGACUUAUUGGCCGUGGUUGAGUAGGUUUUGGUCACUGUUGAGAGGAAGAGCCGCCUUUUUUUUUUGACAAUAUUCAUGGCAAAUGUAUUGGUAGUAGAAUGAACCAUUUUCAAUAAUUGGUGUUAAAAUUUUCUCUUCCAAUGUUAUAAUAGCACACUGCAUCCUUGGCGAUUUCCUUUUGCCAAUUCUCCACUCCAUUCCAUGCUAUUCUUUUCCCAUGUUGUAAGGCUAAAUAUUAGUUUGUAAUUUUACUUGCUCAAAAGUUUUUCCUUCAGAUA
Molecule: messenger RNA, 778 nt
Organism: Lotus japonicus
Lineage: Eukaryota; Viridiplantae; Streptophyta; Magnoliopsida; Fabales; Fabaceae
Product: 10 kDa chaperonin 1, chloroplastic
Exons: 7
Coding region: 108-524 (138 amino acids)
Cellular component (GO): mitochondrial matrix
Molecular function (GO): metal ion binding; protein-folding chaperone binding; ATP binding
Source: RefSeq, a predicted model, not a curated record